AUGGCUCGUCGGUUUUUUCGCCUUCAAUUGCGCUGGCUUGCUAACGCCUAUGAAUUGAAUGACAGAAAAAUAACGAAGGAUUGCAUUCGUGGAAUUAUGAAGGUUGAUGAUAGCCGCCUCGCCCGGCGUGGAGGUGUUAAACGAAUAUCAGCCAGCAUUUAUGACGAGAUCCGAGCGGCAUUGAAAGCGCGUCUGGAAAUGAUCUUGCGUGACUGCGUCACGUAUACGGAAUACAGAAAUGCAAAGACAGUGACAGUCCACGAUGUAGUGAUCUUCGCACUGAGACGUAUUGGAAAGCCUAUUUACGGCUUCGAUCCAGAAACUUGGACACCCCCGAAGAAGAAGCAACAGGUCAACAAUCCGGAUGGAGAUGACGAUGAGUGA
Molecule: messenger RNA, 384 nt
Organism: Canariomyces notabilis
Lineage: Eukaryota; Fungi; Ascomycota; Sordariomycetes; Sordariales; Chaetomiaceae
Exons: 4
Coding region: 1-384 (127 amino acids)
Biological process (GO): nucleosome assembly
Molecular function (GO): DNA binding; protein heterodimerization activity; structural constituent of chromatin
Source: RefSeq, a predicted model, not a curated record